GGGUAGCUGCAGAGUCCAGGAAGAGCCGCGCGUUUUGUUUCGCGUGUUCGCCUCGUUUGUCCGUUUCUUACAUACCAGACACCUUCGACCAAAUAUUUCAGCCUCCUUAAAGUACAUUUUUGAAGUGACAAUACGGCAUUGGUGAAUAUUUUGUGUCAUGGGACGUCAGUUUGAAAAAGUCGGAGAGGCCGGCUAGAAAAAAAAAAACAAUUGACAGGACGCUAUCCUGGGCUAAUCAGUUGACCUGCCGUGACAGCGGUAACCUCCUCUAUUGAGAAAAUGUCCGACGAUUUAUUACUAGAUAGGGGAUCUAUAUAUUUCUUUGACCAGGCAAUAGAAGGCAAUGCAUCAAAUAAACCAACACGGAAGACGUUAGAAGAGCUGCCUGUCGAUCUGAGAUACUCAAACAUCAAUCCUCGCCUAGCUGCUUUUCUUAGAAGCAGAAGCAAAAAGUCAGUUACUGAAGACACCUCCACAGAUGAAGAAGGAGAAAAUAAAUCUAAAGAAGAUCUCAAAAAGAGAGAAAAACAUAAAGUCUUGUCAGAGGUGAACAGUGAGAAUUUGCCUAACAGGAGCAGUGAAGAAGGAACUGUUGGGUCCAAUCACCUAGCAGCUUCAAGGGAUGAAAGUCAGAUUAUGCUUGUUGAUGAGUUUAGGUAUAUGGCUCCCAGUACAUUGGCUGAACUGGGAAGGAUGCUGGUGGCAAUUGAUGGAUGUGAAGAAGAGAUCCCCCUACCACGCGGCCUGGUGAAUGUUUUGAAUUAUACAUGGAAGGAACUCACAGAGGGGGCAGUGUACAGUAAGAGGCACUGGCAAUCUCUGGCCUAUAAAAGCACAAAGUCCCAGAAAGUCAGAGGGUCACAUAGCUCUGAAAAACCCAACGAUGAUGCAGCACUAGAUAAAACCCCCAAGAAUAAACUGAAAAAGAGAGUCACUCUUACAGACAUAGAGCCAGAAAAGGGAACCCAGGAGUCAACAAAUGGACAAGCAAAACGAGGGCUAACAGAGCAUAAAAGUGAAAAAGAAGCAGAAAAAGGGAGAUAAUGGUGCAGAAAGGGAAGGAUUAAAUCUACACCAGUCAGAGAUGGGUCAGGUGACAUUUUUACCACUUACUAUUAGUUUCUCUAUGUCAUCAAGAAUAUGUGAGGAACAAG
Messenger RNA from Erpetoichthys calabaricus (reedfish), 1154 nucleotides. RefSeq lists its product as uncharacterized. The transcript is spliced from 5 exons. The coding region runs from base 280 to 1044 and encodes 254 amino acids. The record is from RefSeq and is a predicted model, not a curated record. NCBI's taxonomy places the organism in Eukaryota, Metazoa, Chordata, Cladistia, Polypteriformes, Polypteridae.